AUGGCAAGCCCGACAACAACCUCUAUAAACGUUAAUGAUCCCGGCUUGAUUUCACUGGUGAACAAGCUUCAAGAUGUUUUCUCGACAGUCGGUGUUCACAACCCCAUUGAUCUGCCACAGAUUGUAGUGGUAGGCUCGCAAUCCAGUGGCAAGAGUUCAGUUCUCGAGAAUAUUGUCGGAAGGGACUUCCUCCCUCGUGGAUCGGGAAUCGUUACUCGGAGACCCCUCAUCCUACAGCUCAUCAACAGACCUUCAAGAAACUCGGUAACGAACGGAGUCAAGGAGGAAAAGCUAGAAACUACGGACAGCGAGGCGAAUGUCGACGAAUACGGCGAGUUCCUCCACAUCCCCGGACAAAAGUUUUACGACUUCAACAAGAUUCGCGAGGAGAUUGUGCGGGAAACUGAACAGAAAGUCGGUCGCAAUGCUGGUAUCUCUCCAGUGCCUAUCAACUUGCGAAUUUACUCACCCAAUGUCCUGACCCUCACACUGGUCGAUCUGCCCGGUCUCACCAAGGUCCCAGUCGGCGACCAGCCCAAGGAUAUUGAACGGCAGAUUAGGGAUAUGGUUCUCAAGUACAUCAGCAAGCCCAACGCGAUCAUCCUGGCGGUUACCUCUGCCAACCAGGAUCUUGCCAACUCGGACGGAUUGAAGCUGGCGCGCGAGGUGGACCCCGAGGGUCAGCGCACUAUCGGCGUGCUAACCAAGGUCGAUCUGAUGGACGAGGGUACAGAUGUGGUGGAUAUUCUUGCGGGCAGGAUUAUCCCUUUGCGGCUGGGUUACGUCCCUGUGGUCAACCGUGGCCAGCGUGAUAUUGAGAACAAGCGUCCCAUCUCAUACGCACUAGAGCACGAGAAGAACUUCUUCGAGAGCCACAAGGCUUAUCGGAAUAAGGCUUCGUACUGCGGAACACCGUACCUUGCCAGGAAGCUGAACUUGAUCCUUAUGAUGCACAUCAAGCAGACUUUGCCCGAUAUCAAAGCCAGAAUUUCCUCGUCUCUCCAGAAGUACACGGCCGAGCUCUCCCAGCUUGGCGACUCGAUGCUCGGGAACAGCGCCAAUAUUAUCCUGAACAUCAUCACGGAAUUCAGCAAUGAGUAUCGCACGGUUCUGGAGGGAAACAACCAGGAGCUGUCUAGCAUCGAGCUUUCUGGUGGUGCCCGUAUCAGCUUUGUGUUCCACGAACUGUAUUCGAACGGUAUCAAGGCCGUGGAUCCAUUCGACCAGGUAAAGGAUAUCGACAUUCGGACAAUCCUUUACAACUCUUCUGGCUCGUCUCCUGCGCUUUUCGUCGGAACGACCGCCUUCGAGUUAAUCGUCAAGCAGCAGAUCAAGAGACUGGAGGAUCCCAGUUUGAAGUGCAUCUCGCUGGUUUACGACGAACUUGUGCGCAUUCUGGGCCAGCUUCUGAAUAAGCAGCUGUUCCGGAGAUACCCCAUGCUCAAGGAGAAGUUCCAUGCUGUUGUCAUCAGCUUUUUCAAGAAGUGCAUGGAACCGACAAACAAGCUCGUCCACGAUUUGAUCUCGAUGGAGGCCUGCUACAUCAACACUGGACACCCCGAUUUCCUCAACGGGCAUCGUGCUAUGGCAAUUAUCAAUGAACGCCAGCAAGCGAGCAAGCCUACGCAGGUGGACCCGAAGACGGGCAAACCUCUGCCUCCUCGUGCAAACAGCCCGUCGGUCGAUGCCGUAGCCGCCGCAGAGAACAGUGGUUCUGGAUUCUUCGGCAGUUUCUGGGCAUCCAAGAACAAGAAGAAGAUGGCUGCCAUGGAGCCUCCUCCACCUACCCUCAAGGCAUCUGCCACUCUUUCUGAGCGUGAGGCUACAGAGGUCGAGGUGAUCAAGCUUCUUAUCACCUCCUACUUCAACAUUGUCAAGCGCACCAUGAUUGACAUGGUUCCCAAGGCCAUCAUGUACACCCUCGUUCAGUUCACCAAGGAUGAGAUGCAACGUGAACUGCUGGAGCAGAUGUACCGUAAUAACGAGCUGGACGAAUUGCUCAAGGAGAGCGACUACACCAUUCGCCGACGGAAGGAGUGCCAGCAGAUGGUGGAGAGCCUGAGCCGCGCCAGCGAGAUCGUCAGCCAAGUUCAGUGA
Molecule: messenger RNA, 2097 nt
Organism: Aspergillus lentulus
Lineage: Eukaryota; Fungi; Ascomycota; Eurotiomycetes; Eurotiales; Aspergillaceae
Source: RefSeq, a predicted model, not a curated record